Sipha flava (yellow sugarcane aphid) is the source of this 653-nucleotide messenger RNA. Its product is annotated as spindle assembly checkpoint component MAD2-like. NCBI's taxonomy places the organism in Eukaryota, Metazoa, Arthropoda, Insecta, Hemiptera, Aphididae. Gene Ontology annotation, biological process: mitotic spindle assembly checkpoint signaling. Gene Ontology annotation, cellular component: cytoplasm; nucleoplasm; kinetochore. Bases 1 to 501 code for a protein of 166 amino acids. The record is from RefSeq and is a predicted model, not a curated record. The transcript is spliced from 3 exons.
AUGGCAGUUCUACAAUCAAAUCAAAAUACUAUUAUUCUUAAAACAUCAGCUUCGUUUUCAGUAGAAUAUAUGUAUUAUGCAAUGAAUACAAUUUUAUUUAUUCGAGGAUUUUCUACACUUAACAAUUUUACUAUUAAAUAUUAUUUUGGUGUUGCAAUAUGGAUUUUAAGUGAUGAAAAAUUAUCAUAUUACUUUAAGCCACAGCUUAAAAGUUUAAGAGAACUGCUGAUAAAUCGUUUUGUUCGUAAAAUUUUUCUUCACUUGAAAAAUUCAACUACCAACGAAGUUUUGGAACAAUGGAAUUUUGUAGUUGAGUGUAAAGAACAUAAUAAUGGUGAGUUAAAUAAAUAUAAUGAUUUAUCUAUUGUUCAAAAAGAAAUUAGAUAUCUGUUACAACAAAUAUGUUCAAUGAAAAGUUAUUUACCUCUAUCAACCCAGGAAUGGAAUUAUUCCAUAACUGUAAAGCUAGAAGAUCCAAUUAUGUCCAAUUUAAUGGUCUAAACACUUCUUUAACUUUAAAGAAAUUUAAAAUACUUUUGUGCUAGUAUAAAAUUAUGUUAAAAUACUUUUCUUACUACUGUUCAAAAUAAUAAUUUCUUACCAUUUUAAGAUUGUAUAACACGAGUAGUAAUUAUAUUUAUCAUUUUUUCAGU